This is a messenger RNA of Phascolarctos cinereus (koala), 279 nucleotides long. Its product is annotated as small nuclear ribonucleoprotein E-like. Lineage: Eukaryota; Metazoa; Chordata; Mammalia; Diprotodontia; Phascolarctidae. The record is from RefSeq and is a predicted model, not a curated record. Gene Ontology annotation, cellular component: spliceosomal complex. Gene Ontology annotation, molecular function: RNA binding. Gene Ontology annotation, biological process: mRNA splicing, via spliceosome.
AUGGUGUACUGUGACCAGGGCCAGAAGGUGAAGAAGGAGGUGGUGCAGCCCAUCAACCUCAUCUUCAGGUAUCUGCAGAAUUGGUCCCAAGUUCAGGUGUGGCUAUAUGAACAAGUAAAUACGCGAAUAGAGGGCUGCAUAAUUGGGUUCAAUGAGUAUAUGAAUCUUGUACUGGAUGAUGCAAAGGAAAUUUGCUCUAAAACAAAGUCAAGGAAACAGCUUGGUAGGAUCAUGCCAAAAGGAGACAACAUUACUCUACUACAGAGUGUCUCUAACUAG